Messenger RNA from Aricia agestis (brown argus), 2685 nucleotides. RefSeq names its product probable elongator complex protein 2 (gene Elp2). Gene Ontology annotation, biological process: tRNA wobble uridine modification. Lineage: Eukaryota; Metazoa; Arthropoda; Insecta; Lepidoptera; Lycaenidae. The record is from RefSeq and is a predicted model, not a curated record. Gene Ontology annotation, molecular function: protein binding. Bases 271 to 2667 code for a protein of 798 amino acids. Gene Ontology annotation, cellular component: elongator holoenzyme complex. The transcript has 13 exons.
CAAGGAACCCUUUUAGUUUCGGUCUGUCCGUCCGUCCGUCUGUCUGUUUGUCUGUAAGCUUUUUUGCUCAGAGAGUAUAAGAUCUACAAAGCUGUAAUUGGCAUGAAUGCAUAUAUUAAUGAUGCCGACAAUGUUAAUGAAAUGCAUAUUCUAACUACUGUUACAUGCUUGAUGAUGCUUCAUGAUGCUUCAUGAUGCUUCAGUUCAUGGUUUCAUGGACUCUCUCCAAUAAAAAAAUACUCAAACCAAUUGUCAUUUGUCGUUUGUCGAAUGUCAGUUGUCACAUGUCAUUUGUCAAUUAUCAUAACAAAAUAUUCCGAAAUCACAUGUUUUUGUGUUAAAAGGAGAUCGAGUUAUUGUUAUGAAAGUUAUUCGUUUUUAAUAAACUUUAACAUGAAGACAUCAGUAAAACAUAUAUACACAUCGGUCGCAUGUAACCGUACCCCAGAAGUAGUCGAUUGGAAUGAACAGGGACUCAUAUGUUUUGGAGCAACAAACGCAGUGGUUAUUUACGAUAGGAAUUCUAAAGAUGAAGAUCCUCUAAUAGUUCUCAGUCAUCACACAUCUAAAGUAAACUCUGUUAAAUGGGUCCGUAAAGAGGAUGGCACAUGUACAGAGUUGUUAUCCUGUUCUGCCGAUAAAACUGCUGCUAUCUGGACGUUAAGUGAUGGGUUAUGGAAGGUCACCAGUGUCUUGAAAGGGCAUGAAGAAGGAGUCAAUUGCAUACAUGGAUUAUAUACAGGAAAUUGUUUGAUAGUGUUCUCAGGAUCAAUAGAUUCAUCUGUCAGAGUGUGGGAAAGAACAGAAGGUGUAGCAACACUGACUCAGACAAUAAACUUGCACUCAGGCUUGUGUCUGACAUUACAUGCGGCUCUGCUACCUAUAUCCAACCAACCACUCUUGUUCUGUGCACUGGAUGACCACAAGAUACAUGUGUUUGCUAAAAUAGACGAGUACCACAGAGUCCACAUGCUUAUUGGACAUGAAGAUUGGGUUCGGGGACUUGAUGUUUUGAAAUUAGAUAAUGAAUGUAUAAUGCUCGCAUCUGCCUCGCAAGACACAUACAUUCGUGUUUGGAAAAUACAGAAGCACAUAGAAGAGACCACUCAUGGUAUCAAAGUUGAACAGAAAGUUUUUAAUGCAUACAACAUAGACUGGUCAGUGAAACUUGAUGCAGUGCUGGCUGGUCACGAAGGUUGGGUGUAUGGGGUGCAGUGGCAAUCAAUUAAAGAUAGCAAUGGCCAGUCCAGCUACAGAAUUCUAACAUCCUCCCUGGACAAAACCCUCAUUAUCUGGGAAACUGAUAACCAGGGUGGGGCAUGGGUGGAGAAAGUGAGGGUCGGAGAAGUGGGUGGUAAUGGACUGGGCUUCUACGGCAGCAGAUUCGGUCCAAACUCAAUCCUAGCACAUGGCUACAACGGAUCUUUGCAUAUAUGGGAACAUAAGAGCAGCAACUCGUGGGUUCCGAGUGUGGUGGCGGGCGGGCACUUCGGCGGCGCGGAGGAGGUGCGGUGGGAGGGGCGAGGGCGGUACCUCGCCAGCACCGCGCUGGAUCAGACCACGCGUGUGCAUGCGCCGUGGCGACGCAAGGGCAGUGUGACCCGUUGGCACGAGAUCGCCCGCCCGCAAGUCCACGGCUACGACCUGUCCGCGCUCGUACUGGUGUCGCCCACAACGCUCGUGUCCGCUGCUGAGGAGAAAGUUAUCAGGGUGUUCCGGGCACCAAACAACUUCCUGCUCAACUAUAGGAAUAUCGUGGGGGAUACGCUGGAGGACGCUAUAGCAGGACCCGAAGGAGCGUCAGUGCCGUCUCUAGGACUAUCAAACAAGGCGGUUUUCAGUGAAGGUGAUCAGAAAAAUGGCGAUGACAACGACGGCUACUUCGUACCUAUAGAAUUAACUGCUCCACCUACAGAGGAGACCCUCAUGCAAAACACUCUCUGGCCGGAGACGCACAAGCUGUACGGUCACGGGUACGAAGUCCACUGCCUCGCCGCCGCAGCCGACGGCAGCUUGCUCGCGUCCGCCUGCCGCGCUACCAAUGUUGAACACGCAGCCGUUAUACUUUGGGAGACAGAGAACUGGCAACAAAUACAGAAGCUGCCUUCUCAUAAUCUUACAGUGACACAGCUAGCGUUCUCACCAGACAGUCAAAGACUGCUGUCAGUGUCGCGCGACCGAAGAUGGACCAUAUUCAAGAGGCGGGAAGGUUCAAAUUUGUUUGACCUGGAAGCUUGCACGGAUAAGACCAAUGGAGUACACACAAGAAUCAUUUGGUGUUGUGCCUGGUCACACGAUGGACAGGUCUUUGGUACUGGAUCAAGGGAUGGAAAGGUUUGUCUAUGGUCAAAAACAGGGUCUAUGUCUGAAACAUCUCUAGAGGAUUAUGGCUUAUUUGGAACACCGCUAGAAAUACCCAAGGAGUCAGUGACAGCAUUAGAUUUUGCACCGAGAGACGCGGCGUCGCGGAUACUAGCGGUGGGCUUCGACUCCGGCCGGAUACGGAUAUACGGCUUCGACGGCGACUGGUCGCUGAAGAUUGAACUGGAUAAUAGUGCUGCUCACCACCUGACAGUGCGGCGGUUGUGUUUCCGCCCCGGCGACGACACCUGGCUGGCGAGCUGCGGCAGCGACCACCUCGUCCGAAUAUAUUCUAUUGCUUUGUAAAUAUAUUUUAUACACUCA